AUGGGCAAAAAAAAGCGGCGGUUACCAUUCCUGGCCACCGUCAUUCUCGCUGCGCUCGCUGCGUCAAUCGCUGGGACGCUUGCCCUCAUCGUCGUGACCAACAGGAUCAGCGAGGGUGAAGAGCAGAGCUUCUCGCAGCGGCUGCGGCGCAGCCGCCCCGCAUUGCUCCUUCAGAGAGGGCGGCAAGCUGCGGACAGUGGAGCAGAUCGCCACACCGACGAAGUCGUGCCGGCACGAGAGAGCGCAGCCGCGCGCUGGUACGCCGCUUACGAUCCGAAGAGCUUUGGCGUCGCUCCCCCGCCGCCGGAGCCCGACUGCAGCACGCCCGACUCCUCCGAGAGCUGUGAAGGCUGGGCUCAGGCCGGCGAGUGCGACGCCAACGCGCCGUACAUGCACAUGGAGUGCGCUCACGCCUGCAAGCUGUGCGGCGCUGCGGCGCCGCGGACAGCUGCCUCUCCCGCGGGCGGCGGCUUUGUGGCGGACCUGGCCUGCGUCGACAAGUCGUCCUACUGCGGGCAGUGGGCGGCGGUGGGCGAGUGCGACUCGAACCCCGGCUACAUGAAGGCUAACUGCAGAGUGACGUGCCACCUCUGCCAGUCGGCGGCGUGCCACGACAUGGACGCGGCGCAGUGCAAGGCGGAGGCGGCUGCCGGCGCGUGCCAAGCUUCGCCCGAGUCGAUGUUCCAGCGGUGCCGCUGGUCGUGCGGCUGGUGCGCCAUGGUCGUCGACAAGCGGUGCCGGAGAGACGCCUCCUUCCCGGGCCAGCUCCCCGCCGCGACGGCUGGCUCGACCGGCGCCAUGUUCGAGCGCUCGCUGGCCAAGGCGGCCGAGAAGGGCUACGCGGCCACGGUCCUGUCGCGCGACCCUUGGGUGGUGACGUACGACCACUUCCUCUCCGCCGACGAGGCGAGCGCCAUCAUCUCCAAGGGCGAGAAGCAUUGGAGUCGCUCUGUCGCGGGAGACGGCGUGCAGUCCGUCCGCACCUCGUCGACUGCGUGGUGCGAGCACGACGGGUGCGGCAGCGACCCGGUCCUGAGCCGCGUCCGGAGCCGGAUCGCCAACUUGACGGGUGUGCCGGAGGCGCACGCGGAGCCGAUGCAGAUCCUGCGGUACGAGCCGGGCCAGUUCUACCGGCGGCACCACGACCAGAACGCGCCCGCGACGACGGCGUGGGGGCCGCGGCUCUACACCUUCUUUAUGUACCUCUCUGAGCCAGAGGCGGGCGGGGAGACCUCCUUUCCGGCACCGCCGCCCUCGGCGCUCGCCAGCCAGCCGCAGGGGUGCUAA
Messenger RNA from Emiliania huxleyi CCMP1516, 1287 nucleotides. RefSeq lists its product as hypothetical. The record is from RefSeq and is a predicted model, not a curated record. Gene Ontology annotation, cellular component: endoplasmic reticulum. Lineage: Eukaryota; Haptophyta; Isochrysidales; Noelaerhabdaceae. The transcript is spliced from 4 exons. Gene Ontology annotation, biological process: peptidyl-proline hydroxylation to 4-hydroxy-L-proline. The coding region runs from base 1 to 1287 and encodes 428 amino acids. Gene Ontology annotation, molecular function: iron ion binding; procollagen-proline 4-dioxygenase activity; L-ascorbic acid binding.